UCUAGCAUUGUUUUUGACAAUACUUAUAAUUGUGUGAUUGUAUCCAUGGCCUUCAACACACUUCUCUUCAUGUCUGGGUUGGUUGCUGCAUUGGCAGUACCAGCAGCUGAAGCCCAGCUUGGGCUUGUAAGCGGUCUCCUUGGUUUGAUUCGAGUUCAAGGAACUGUGUUUUGCACUGCCAAUGGCAAUAUGGGCGUCAAUGGCACAUCAACCCCAGUUUUCCCUAAUGCUUCAGUGCAACUACGAUGUGGAAUUGGGAACAUUGCAGCCACUGCAACUACAAAUGCACUUGGAACAUUUUCAAUAGUGUUGGAUUCUCUGAGCUAUCUUCUCUCCUCAGUCCUCUCCAACUGCAGCGUCGUCGUUAACACGCCGCUCGCAAACUGUAAUGCUGCCCUGCCUUCCGCCGGGACUCUGUCAUCGCCUUUACAGUACAUCGGAAACACUCUUCUUGGCCUCCUCAAUGUUGCAAACAUAAUUCCUGGUGGAUUCAACUUACUGCCAUAAACUUAACAAGAACAUUUGGUGGAAAAAAGAACUGGUAGGCCACUAUAUAUAUAUAUAUAGCCAGCUAUACCAUAUAUGAAUAAGGCCAAUUGUCUUUUUUAAUUUAUGUAUUUUUGUUGUAUUGUGUGCUCUAAUGAUAAGAUGUAAUUCCUCUUAUAGUGAAGAAUGACAUUUUAUUGUAUCC
Messenger RNA from Tripterygium wilfordii, 691 nucleotides. RefSeq names its product phylloplanin-like. Lineage: Eukaryota; Viridiplantae; Streptophyta; Magnoliopsida; Celastrales; Celastraceae. The coding region runs from base 46 to 507 and encodes 153 amino acids. The transcript is spliced from 2 exons. The record is from RefSeq and is a predicted model, not a curated record.